GUUUAGCGAGUCUGUCAAAAAUUAGUGUGUCGUAAGAAUAUGUGGGAAAAAAUAACUUAAAAGAGUGAGUUUAGCGAGUCUGUCAAAAAUGCUCUAGCUAGCAGCUAUAUCUAAUGGCUGAUCCAACCCCUUUUGGCCUUGAUCCAAACAUGGAAGACCCAGAAACUCUGAGGACCAAUCUCCUCAAUUCCUUGGAUCAAAUAAUUGAGCAAAAUCAAUCAAGUUUUGGGUGGAAACAAUUCCUCCAAGCCAUCCUUGUCUCUUUGGCAUCACUCUUUGAUGGUCAACAAACUUUCAUCAGUGUCUACACAGAUGCAAUCCCUACAUGGCACUGCUCCACCACCACCACCACCUCAUGCACCACAAACUCCAACAUCUGUGACCUGGCCGACUCCGAUUGGUCCUGGGAUUCAACUUCCUCCACCACAAUCAUAUCUGAUUGGAGCCUCCAAUGCUCUAGCUCAUUCAUCAGAGGCCUCCCUGCCUCCUCCUACUUCUUGGGCGGUGUGGUCGGUGGGUUCCUUCUAGGAACCCUAGCUGACUCCUCACUCGGUCGCAAGAAGCCUCUGAUCUCUUGUGUAACGAUGUCCUUAGCUUCGUUUAUCACCAUUUUCUCCCCAAACGUUUGGGUUUACUCAGCAGUCAGAUUCAUAAGCGGGGUCGGCCGCUCCUCAAUUAGUACAUGUGUUCUUGUCUUGCUUAUGGAAAAAGUUGGGAAGAAAUGGAGGCCUAGAGUGGGAAUCAUGCAGUUUUUUUUCUUCACUCUCGGGUUUUUGUCACUACCACUGAUUGCUUAUCUCAACAGAGCUAACUCAUGGAGAGCCCUGUACUUGUGCACUUCGAUUCCUGCAGUUUUAUACUGCUUACUGCUUCAGUUCUUUGUCAGCGAGUCUCCGAGAUGGCUGUUCAUGAACGGUAAAAAAGAGGAAGCUGUAGCGAUACUGUUGAAAUCUGCCGGACAAAAUUACCCAAGUGAGUUAAAAUUGUUGUUGGUCUCAUCUCAUGAGGUGGAGGUCGACUCUUCAAAUACCAGUAAUCAUCCGUACAAGUCAAUGAAGGACUUGUUUGCAAAAAGAUGGGCUAUGAAGAGAACCCUAACGGUAAUGGUACUAGGGUUUGGAAUCGGAAUGGUGUACUAUGGAAUGCCAUUAGGGGUUGGAAGUUUGGGGUUUAACAUUUAUUUGAGUGUUAUGUUUAAUGCUUUGUUAGAAAUACCCUCGUAUCCAAUUACUUGCAUUAUAUUGGAAAGAUGGAGUAGGAAAUUUUCAGUGCUCGGAUUUUGUUUAGUGAGUGGAAUUUGUGGAAUUGUAUGUGCAGUUGUAGGGCAAAAGGGGGUGAGAAUUGGGUUGGAAUUGGCUUCUUUCUUUUGCUCACGAACGGCUUGGAAUCUGAUUUCUAUGUUCACAGUUGAGUUGUUUCCGACUUGUGUGAGGAACUCUGCUACAUCUUUGCUGCGGCAGUCUUAUGUGUUGAGUGCUGUUUUUAGCUCGAUGUUAGUUUCUGUUGGGAGCAGCAAUGAGUUUCUUUCUUACGGCGUGUUUGGAUUGGCUAUAUUUUUUUCUGGAUUUUUUGUGGGAUUUUUGCCGGAUACAAGAGGUGGAAUGCUUUGUGACACCAUGGAUGAACAAGAACGCAAAGAGAAUAUGAUUUUGAGGUGAGAUUUUGGGAUUUUGAAGUUAGUUUAUUAACAAUUUUAUCACUUGGAUCAGUUUAUUAUAAUAAAACCAGAUCUUGGCAUCUUGGUCCAGUCUGUGAGUUAAAUUUGGGCAAAUAUUUUGGCAUGUGCCCUCCUGUGUCUGUGGAUUUGAUUAACGUUUUAAAUAAAUGGUCUCCCAGCUUCAUCAAA
Molecule: messenger RNA, 1846 nt
Organism: Pyrus x bretschneideri (Chinese white pear)
Lineage: Eukaryota; Viridiplantae; Streptophyta; Magnoliopsida; Rosales; Rosaceae
Product: organic cation/carnitine transporter 3
Biological process (GO): transmembrane transport
Cellular component (GO): membrane
Molecular function (GO): transmembrane transporter activity
Source: RefSeq, a predicted model, not a curated record